AUGGCCGGAUCGGAGAGUGAACCAGCGAAUUCAUCCUCCGGUGAAGAAGAAGAAGUUUCGUCUGAAGGGUCGGAAUCAGAAUCGGAGCCCGACAAGACGUCAACACCUCCACCUUCUUCCAAGAAAACGCAACUCACCCACAAUUCAUCUUCUGACGAAUCGGGCUCAGAGUCUGAAUCCGACACCGAUAAGUCUUCUGAGAAGUCAACAAUACCCGACCCGAGUAUCAAACCCAUAGCCUCGAAGCCCAUGGAAGAUGACCAAUCGAAAAAACCCAGAUCCAAGAUUCCUACCACUCGCUAUUCACCACCUCCUCUUAAAUCAUCCACCGGAAAACGGCCUGCGGCGGAGGGUGAACCUCAGGAUUUGAAGAGGGUAAAGAAGAAGACGGUGGUCGCGGUGGCGGCACCGGAUGCGGGUAAUGGUGGUGAAAAGAAACAACUUUUUCAAAGACUCUGGAGUGAAGACAACGAAAUUGAGCUAAUCGAAGGUAUGAUCAAUUACGUUAAUGAAAAGGGUAAAGAUCCCGUUGCAGAUGUCAACGAUUUUCAUGACUUCGUGAAGAAAUCACUUCAUGUCGAUGUCAACAACAAACAAGUGAUUGCCAAAGUUAGAAGACUGAGGAAGAAGUACGAAAACAACGUAGCCAGAGCUGAGAACCAAAGUAAAAAAGUUCGAUCUUUUUCGAAUCCCCAUGAGAAGAAAAUGUAUGAAUUAUCAAAAAACUUAUGGGGUAAUGAUAGUAAUAAGAAUGUAGUCAUGAGUUCCACCAUCAAGAAAGUCAACGUGACACCCAAACCAAACAAGAAUCGUAAGAGUAAUGUGAAUGGAGGGGUUGAACCUGAACCUGAACCUGAGGUGACCCCUAAAGAGGUUGAACCGGAAGUGGUGCAGCCCCUGAGGUCGGACCAUGGUUCAAUGGGGUUCAUGUUUACAGAUGAGGCGAUUAUGAACAAGGGGUUAGAGUUGCUUUCAGCUCCUAAAAAGUUAGAAAUGGAAGAAAAAUGGAAGAAUCUUAAGGUUCAAGAACUUAAGCAUUUCUUGAAGAAGGUGGAGCUUUUGAAAGAGCAAGGGGAGAUCGUGUUGAAUGCUAUGGUGAAUUCUGGUGAUAAUUAA
Lactuca virosa is the source of this 1116-nucleotide messenger RNA. The record is from the annotation of a GenBank genome assembly. Lineage: Eukaryota; Viridiplantae; Streptophyta; Magnoliopsida; Asterales; Asteraceae.